AUGGCCACAAUGAAUUCCACCAUCCUCGGUGCUUUCAGCCAUCCCGACACCUUCUCGACCGUAUUCGACGAGGUCACCAAGCAGAAUGUCCAGCUCAACGUUAUCGAGCGCCUGUGGGCCGCUUGGUACUUGUGGAUGCAGAACGACACAUUGGCGACGGGAAUCAUGAGCUUCCUCAUUCACGAAGUUAUCUACUUCGGCCGGUCCAUUCCCUGGAUGAUCAUCGACCGCAUCCCCUAUUUCAACAAGUAUAAGCUUCAGAAUCAAAAAAUACCGACGUUCAGGGAACAGAUGGAAUGCGCCAGCCUCGUACUCCUGAGUCACUUCACCGUCGAACUUCCACAGAUCUGGCUCUUCCACCCGAUCGCCACCUACUUCGGCAUGUCCUACGACGUUCCGUUCCCUUCGCUUGGCAAGAUGGCCUUCCAUAUCGCUGUCUUCUUCGUUCUGGAGGAUACAUGGCAUUACUGGUUCCACAGGGCUCUGCACUACGGCCCUCUAUACAAGAUGAUCCACAAGCUGCACCACACAUACUCUGCACCCUUCGGUCUGGCUGCCGAGUACGCUUCGCCCAUAGAGGUCAUGCUCCUCGCUUUGGGAACUGUUGGAGCCCCUAUACUAUGGGUUUCUCUGACUGGUGAUCUCCACCUCUUCACCAUGUACAUGUGGAUUGUCGGGCGUCUCUUCCAAGCCAUCGACUCCCACAGUGGGUACGACUUCCCCUGGAGUUUGCACCACUUCCUCCCCUUCUGGGCCGGUGCUCACCACCAUGACGUCCACCACGAACGCUUCAUCGGCAACUACUCGUCGAGCUUCAGAUGGUGGGACUUGAUGCUGGACACGGAGUCAGGCCCGGAGGCUGCUAAGCGCCGUCGCGACAGAAAGCUCAAGGCCAUGAAGGCUAAGAAAGUAGCAUAA
Messenger RNA from Anthostomella pinea, 918 nucleotides. Lineage: Eukaryota; Fungi; Ascomycota; Sordariomycetes; Xylariales; Xylariaceae. The record is from the annotation of a GenBank genome assembly.